AAUCUCCAGUUUGACAGAUGGCGCUGGACGCAGCUCAUGUCAUCGCUUCAAGCGCAGAGGAAGAAAAUCGACAAAACGCGGGUUAAAACAUCACAACAACAAUCUUCACAGCGAGUUUGAUUUAUGUAAAGUAAUGGCAUCCAAGAAGCCCUUAAAUAUACGUAAAGUUGAGAAAACGGCGUCAAGUGACUCAAAAAACUUAUCCACUGAAAAUGAAGCCAGCAACGGAAAUAACAGUGGUGCAAGGAGGAAAACCAAAACUACAGUUGUAAAAUCCAGAUACAUGCAAACUGAAACAAAGGCUCCUGUCAAGAGUGUUUUACAGCAGCAGUCAACACUGAAGCCACCCAAACCUUCUUCUCCCAGAGUAAACAACACACGAAAGACAAAAGAUAGCGUACUAUCCAGACGUACAAUGGGCAUAGAUUCUACCUUGGUUUCCAGUCUCCUGGAAUCCUCCAAUUUGGGAGGAAGUGUCUUUCAGUCCACUGUUUUGGAUGGCCACUGCAUACGUCCAGAUUUUGAUGUCUCUGUCAUUAAAGAUAAAGUUCCACCACCGAGCACAGCGGACCCCAAGAAUGAAGAUCGGGACAUUGGGAUGGAGACAUUUUUAUUGGCCUUUAUCACUGCUAAUAUGGAGCAUAGUAACCGGAAACUGAGAGAGGAGGCAGAGAAGAAUAUUCUGACCGUGAUGCAGAAAGAGCAGCAGCAACACACAGAAGUAAACCCCAAGAAGCGUCAGUAUCUGCUGCUGCAAAAGCAGAAAGAGCUCAACAGUUUACUGGACUUACAGAUUGAGGCUUUAACUCCUGUUGCUGCUGAGGCAAACACAUUUGCAGAGGAGUACAAGUCAUUCGCCACAGCCAUUGAUGCCACCAGACACAAGCUUCCUGUGAAAGACGUGCACAUUGGAGAGGACGCAGGGCAGUUUUUAGAUGAAGCAGUCAAAUGUCUGAAUGAAAGCGAGAAUGUCUUAAAGCAGUAUACUAAAGACAUUCCCACUGAUUGUGAGGCUUCAACAGUGUGUCUCAGAGAUAUUAAAAACAGAGCAAUUGACAUCAGCCAGCAGUUGACCAGGGGAUUUUCAGAUCUUAUGGAGGUUUCUUCGUUAGUAAGCCGGGAGACAGUUUUAGUUCAGCAGUCACUGGAGGAAGAGCAGAUUGGAGAGAGCACAGCACAUACACUCUUCUGUCCUGCCACCUCAUGAAAUGCUGUAUGAAUAUUGCAUGUGUUGUUCAACUAAAAUUAAAAAAAUAUCAUUGUAUUGUAAAUAAUAUUGAAUGGAUUGCAGAGUGA
This is a messenger RNA of Danio rerio (zebrafish), 1296 nucleotides long. The record is from RefSeq and is a predicted model, not a curated record. Lineage: Eukaryota; Metazoa; Chordata; Actinopteri; Cypriniformes; Danionidae.